AUGGACUCGAAAAUCUAUGAAGGAUUUUUACUAUACACAUGUCUACAAGUCGAUGAACAAUGUAAAGUAGAUUGUGCAUGCUGUAGAGAACGAAAAUGUGGACCAGGGCAAUAUUUUUACUAUCGCGAAUGCACUCUAGGCUGUAUAGAUGGUUAUAGAGGUUCUCGCUGCUACAUACGAUGUUCACACAACUGUACAAAAUGCGCUAAUCAUGAAGAUACGUGUACUGCCUGCUAUGAUGGCUAUUAUCCCGGCUUUGCAAAAGACUGCAAAUCACAAUGUUUACCCGGAUGUAAAACAUGCACGUCAGGAACCACGUGUACAUCAUGCAAAGAGGGAUAUGAUAACGCCGUUGGUCAAAAUGAUUGUAGUAUUCGUACCUGUCCUGAAAAUUGUAAUUGUGAAAAUAAUCAGUGUGUGUCAUGUAAGGACGGAUAUUACGAUACCAGUAAUUUAUGUGAUAGUUUAUGUCCAAGUAACUGUAUCACGUGUUUGUCGAAUACUGAUUGUGGAUCGUGUAAGGAUGGUUAUUAUAAAGGUUACCAGAACGACAAAAUUUAUCACCCUUUGUUGAACGACUGUACAUACAAAUGCCGGAGUAACUGUGUACGAUGCUUGUCCUAUAACAGUUGCUUGGUUUGCAAAACUGGUCUCUAUGGACCAAACUGUGAGAAAACUUGUUCGACUGGUUGUAUGUCAAACACUUGCGAUAUAUUAACUGGAAACUGUGAAUGUUUACCUUAUUUUGCUGGGGUAAGAUGUGAUAAAUGUAAAACCGGAACAUAUGGAAAUAAUUGCGAUCAACAGUGUCCUGUAGUGUGUAAAGGUAACGUGUGUGAAAAGGAAUCCGGAUAUUGUACAGACGGAUGUACAAUAGACACGAUCAUUGGUGACAAAUGUGACAUAUGUUCAACAGGCUGGUAUGGACAGUACUGUAACAUAUCUUGUUCUGUUGGCUGUAAAAAUCAGCAAUGCGAGAAAAUUAAUGGUGAAUGCUCCUAUGGAUGUCUUGAUAACUUUGAAGGAGGACAGUGCAAUAUCUGCAUACCUGGCAAGUUUGGAGAUUUAUGCAACCGUCACUGUCCAGUCAAAUGUGACAGGAACGGCUGCUUGAAAGACUCUGGCAAUUGUAGUAUUUGCAAUGAUAACUUUUCUGGAGGGAAAUGCGAAAAAUGUGCUGUUAGUUUUUAUGGUUCACGUUGCUCUGAAAGAUGCCCGUCUAAUUGUUGGAACAGUCUCUGUGAUAGAGAUACAGGCAAGUGCUCUGAUGGCUGUGUAGAUCAUUAUUCUGGUGACAGAUGUUGCAUAAAUAAUAGCAACUGUAUUACAUGUUUGUCAGAUUCUAGCUGUGUGCAAUGUAAGUCUGGAUACUUUAAUGACCAAUGUGACAAACAAUGCCCGACGAACUGUCUUAAGUCAUGUCAUAUCGAAACAGGUUUUUGUGUCAAUUGUAAAGGUAACUUUUAUGGUGAUAAUUGCAACUUUUCGUGUGCCUCUACAUGCAAUGUACAAACAAAUGCAGGUGGAAGUAUAUGUCAGCAGACAGAUGGUAAAUGUCUGUACGGGUGUGUUGAUGGUUUUCAUGGUUUACAGUGUUCUGAGAAAUGUUCUGUUUAUUGCAACGAUGCACUUUGUGACCAAAUCACUGGCAAAUGUUCAAAAGGUUGCAAAAUUAAUAUUUGCACUCUGGGGUCAGAUUCAAGAUCCUCAGAACAGUCAGCUGUUUUAUUACUUGGAACAAGUCUAAUUGUGUCAGUUGUUGCUAACAUUAUAUUUGUGGUUACGUUUAUUUGCUGGAAAUGUCGUAAAAGGGACAAUCAUGACAAGACCAAGGGACCUCUUUUUGAAAAUUCUGGUAUUGAACUGGAAUGUGGAAAUUCAGCACAUGCUGGCAAUAUCAGCAAUAAUAGCAGUGAUCAAGCAUCAAACAGCGACACAGCAACAAACAGUGACACUGUGUUUAAGUCACAUGACUAUGAGGUCUCUGGAAGAGUUCAAGUAUCCGAGCAUUAAUAUAGACAUAUUCGUCCAGACACUGGUUUUCAUUGAUGUGGUAAUAGCAGUUAGCAUAAGCAAAGAUAAAGUCUCAACAACAACAAUUAUUUAUUACUUUCAAAAAAGGUGUCACGUCAAUUGAGUAGCAAUUCGAAUUAUUUACAAUAGACUACAUUAAAUCAACACACAAACUAAUUGUGAAUAUGCAUUCAGUUUCGUCUCUUUUUGUUAAAUCUGAUACUUUGAUGUGUUUAGCACUUUUGUAAAAUACCUAAAAUAUUAUAUAAAAGUACAAUAAAACAUUUGACUGUGUGUUGUCAUUUCGAAGUCCACACAACUGAAUUUAUAACAAAUACAUGCAACAGACAUGCAUACUUAUAUAUAUAUAAUAAUAUCUCAUUCAUUUUAUUAAGCCAAAUCGCUUACAUAUUGCAUGCUGCGCACAAUCUUGUAUAAUGUUGACAUUA
Ruditapes philippinarum (Manila clam) is the source of this 2462-nucleotide messenger RNA. Its product is annotated as multiple epidermal growth factor-like domains protein 10. Gene Ontology annotation, molecular function: scavenger receptor activity; protein binding. Lineage: Eukaryota; Metazoa; Mollusca; Bivalvia; Venerida; Veneridae. The record is from RefSeq and is a predicted model, not a curated record. The transcript is spliced from 7 exons. The coding region runs from base 1 to 2013 and encodes 670 amino acids.